AUGGCUCUUGAUACCGAGUUACUGUGCUGGGUUGUCUCUGUGCGCUGCAGUAAUCGACCCACCGAAGCCCUUCUCCUGCCCAGCGACCGCCGCUUCUUCCCCUUCAAGAUCCCCAAUACACACCACCAGCUGCGCCAUUACAUCAGCACGGCCGAUCCUGACAGAAUAUAUGUAGCCGUCGGGAGGAUAAUAUACGCCAUCCACAUCUCAGCACGCAAGAGAGAGAUCCUCACCAUUGUUCCCUUUGACCCAAAAUGUCUUACCGCCGGAAAUGGAUGGAUUGGUGUAGGUGGCACGGAGAGUGGGGACUGUGCCUUCAUUAAGCUGGAUGCGGCCUUCUCUCUGGCUGCAGAUGCUGCUGCUGUGCCCGGCUCGCCUGCCGGCGUUGACUCUCCUCUUCCGCUGGAUUUUGAUACGUCCAUAUCGAGGAGGACUCUCCCUUACCCACCGAAUGUCAGUGUUCGCGAACUCGGCGGAAGCAUAGUCAAUUCCGUGACUCUUCAUCGUCUUCCGGCUAACGGAGACGAAUUCGUUGAUGAGGAUAUUGCUGUUCUCAGCAAUAAUGACACCACCGUGAGCAUCUUCUCACUACCGCGAAUGGAAGUUGUCGAGACAAUCCGUCAUCCCGUGUGCAUGAAUUUUGCCAUCAUAUCCCCUGACUCAAAGCUGCUUGCUGCAGUAGGCGAUGAGAAUAGGGUGUAUUUCUACCGAGCCAUCGCUUCCCCUGAUAAGGUAAACGCCUUUCCAGCGGACGGUGGUAAACUACUCCGAGAUUGGACCUGGCCACUACUUCGAAGCGUCGAACUCGAUUCGGAUCCUCACUACGACGACCGAUGCUGCUUCACUAUUGCGUUUUCUCCUUCCAGCCACCUCUGUGCAGUUGCCUCUCAGGCUGGUGUCAUUACAGUAUUUAGCGUCAAAGGCAUUUUCAGCCCUGAUCCAGAUGGAAGAUCUGGCCGAGAGGAUAUCCUCUGUGUCUUUAGGUCCUCCCGAUCAUGUUUCGAUGGCGGUGCUAUUCGCUGCAUGUCAUUUUCUCCCGGGCCUUGGGAUCUCCUGGUUUGGGUUGAAGACCAUGGACGUUUCGGUAUAGCCGACGUCCGCCAGGGCUUUUCCAGGCGCCAAGUCAUAACUCUUGAUAUAGACGAACCGAGCCUCGAGCGCGUCAAAACCGACAAUCUCGACAAACCGGAAACGGACCUAGAUCUGGAUGCUGAUAGUCACCGGCCGGAGUCCAGCGCAAACCAUUCCAGAUUAAAUGACGCCGAGGAUGCAUUACAGCGAGCCAUCGACUCUAACCGUCACCGCCGUCGAGGAGGGGCUGCCGACACAGACUCGCAGAUAAUGCGAGAUAGUUUGGCCCGGGAUCUAACCGCACGGGAGAGGCAGAUUAUCGACUUCUUGAAUACAGCACGCUGGGCGUCCUCUAUUGAAGAAGGCCCCCAGCGACUGCCACACCUAAUUAGCCCUCUACCAUAUUCCGCUUCUUCCACUUACCAGCAGCGGGCCGCAAGUCAGUUUUUGGGUACAUCACCGCCUCCGCCUCCUCCACCUCCACCUCCAGACCAUUACAUAACUCGCAAUGAGCCAUCGCGCAACUCCGAUAGGGCACGAACGGGAGCUCCUAGGAGACGCAACUCCGUCAUCCUAUCCCAGGACAGCUCGUCUCGGCCAACUGUGCAUACGUCUUCUGCACUAAUCCCGCACCCAGGCAUAUCGUUAAGGUGGCCAUAUUCUCCCAACCAAGUGCCAGCGCCCAACGAUGACCCGGAAACUUUAAGUAUGGAGGAUGAUUUCCCUCGCAUACCAUCCCCUAACGAAGACGGCGUGCAGACUGGCCCGUCUAACUCUGCCCAUCGUGGUUCUAGAGCGCCGCAGCCAGAAGAUACAUCAUCGAGUAACAGCCGGCCUAACACAGCACAACGCCAGCGCCUUGCACGCUCACGGUCAAUCCCCCGUCGUGCUGAUAGGCCCACCCGUGCCCCUGGUGAGCGUCUCGACCCACGUAAUACAAUGGACUCCGAACUAAGAUCUACGUUAGCUGCUGAGCGCCUGCGAGCUCAACGACAGGCUGCUGUGGAAGAAAACCAGCGUCUCACGGAAUGGGAGCAACAAUACCGCCGUGUGCUGGAACUUGAUAACAUUCGAUCAAGCCCUAGGAUCCGGAAUUUUUCUGGAGAGAUCUACGGUGGUCGAGAAUCAGGAUGGGGAGUGGGAACCGCUGGUGUCGGAUGGAGUGAUAAUGGGCGUACUCUAUACAUUGGCACCGUGCAGGGAAUAUUCGAAUACCAUAUCAAUGUCCCGGAUCGCAAGACCUUCCCAGCCUUCAGCUGCAGGUAA
Molecule: messenger RNA, 2337 nt
Organism: Nannizzia gypsea CBS 118893
Lineage: Eukaryota; Fungi; Ascomycota; Eurotiomycetes; Onygenales; Arthrodermataceae
Exons: 6
Coding region: 1-2337 (778 amino acids)
Molecular function (GO): protein binding
Source: RefSeq, a predicted model, not a curated record